Molecule: messenger RNA, 2706 nt
Organism: Cryptomeria japonica (Japanese cedar)
Lineage: Eukaryota; Viridiplantae; Streptophyta; Pinopsida; Cupressales; Cupressaceae
Product: nuclear pore complex protein NUP98B
Exons: 10
Coding region: 2114-2686 (190 amino acids)
Biological process (GO): post-transcriptional tethering of RNA polymerase II gene DNA at nuclear periphery; RNA export from nucleus; protein import into nucleus
Cellular component (GO): nuclear pore; nuclear pore cytoplasmic filaments
Molecular function (GO): structural constituent of nuclear pore
Source: RefSeq, a predicted model, not a curated record
GCGGGAAGACAGAAAAUAGAAGCUGAAGGGUUUUUCGCUGACAGAUUCACAGAGUUAUUUGCAAACAAAAUUUCUUAGCAGCAAAAAAAUCGUUUUGCAAAUCCUUCAAUCAGCAUGACCUGAAAGAGCUAACGCCAAUAUUGGUAUAAUCACCAUGAAAAUAAGUAGCUUCGCCAAUUUUUUAUGCUCUCAUGAAAAGAGAAGGGAAAUCCAGUUUAUAGCGAAUGCAUUCCAACGAGUCAAAAAUUUCAAUGUAUCCCUUGGCUGGGUGGUUAUGCAAAUGAUAUUUUGCUUUCAAUCUUAAUUUCUCUGCUUGAAAGUGAGAAAUAUGCAUCGAUUUUACUGGAAUUGAAGACAAGGCAUUUAUUGCAUUCUCCAAACAUCCAUGGCAUCCUCUAGAAUUUCUGGAAAUAAAAGAACAAGAUUUAGUAGCAGUUUUGGUUCUUCACCAGCAUUUGGGCAACCGGGCUCCAGUUCUUUUGGGCAACCUGGCUCCAGUUCUUUUGGGUCACAACCAACUUUUGGACAACAAAAUAGUGCAGUUAAUAAUUCUUUUGCAGCAAGGCCUUUCCGGACUACAAGUCCUUUUGGUCCACAGACUGGAAGUACAUUGUUUGGGGGCAAUUCCAAUGACAUUUUUGGAGCAUCACCAAGUCCCUCACUUGUAUUUGGAGUAUUUGGGUCACCAAAGCAUGCUCAAUCAAGUCCUUUCGAAACUAAUUCUGAAAUACAACCAGCUUUUGGUCGUAACAGGGCAACUCCUCAAUCGGCUCCAGCAACAUCGAGUAGCCCUGGAUUUGGCCAUUUUGCAUCAGCUUCAGCUCCAAUUGGAUUUAGCAGUUUUGCAUCGGCUCCUAUUUUUGGUGCAACAUCUACUCCAGCAACAUCGAGUAGCCCUGGAUUCAGCAGUUUUGCAUCGGCUUCGACUCCGUCUCCGACUCCGUUAAUUGAUUUGGUAGUUUCGCAUCGGCUCGAGCUCCUGGCAGUUUUGCAUCGGCUUCAACUCCGAUUGGAUUUAGCAGUUUUGCAUCGGCUCCUACUUUUGGUGCAAAAUCUACUCCAGCAAUUGGAUUUGGCAUUUUUGCAUCGGCCCCUGCAUCGACUCCAACAUUUGGGAGUAACCCAUCAUUUUCUUCUUUCGGUGGGCCAAAUCUAGGAAGUCAACAAACUGCGGGUGGUCUUUUUUCUCAGCCAACACAAUCUAGCCUCAUCACCAUCUUCUACCUCUCCUUUUGGCACAUCGAGUCCUCCAGUGUUUGGUGAUACCCCUGUUAGCCAAUCUUCUAACUUUAGAUCCUUAUUUGGUUCAACUCCAUCAUUAAGGCCAAGUCUUGCAUUUGAAUCAAGUACCUCCUUUGGAAAUAAUCAAUCAUCUACACCUAUUUUUAGCCAAAAUACUCCAGCCUUUGGCCAAUCCCAACAAGCAUUUGGCGAGUCCACACCAGCAUUUGGAACCACCUUUAGUUCUUCAUUAGGUAAUGCAUUUGAACCAUCAACAACACCGCCAAGUUCUCCAGCAUUUGGUGCUGCCUCUUUUGGCCAAUUUUCUCAACCCAUAUCUUUAUUUGGUUCAACUCCAUCAUUAGGGUCAAGUCCUGCUUUUGGAUCAAGUACUCCUUUUGGAAACACUUGGUUCCAAUUUUCUACACCUGCUUUUGGCCAGACUAUACCAGCCUUUGGCCAGUCCCAACCAGCAAUUGGUCAACCAACACCAGCAUUUGGUGCUACCUCUUUUGGCCAAUCUUCUGAGCCUAGAUCUUUAUUUGGUUCAACUCCAUCAUUAGGGUCAAAUCCUGCAUUUGGAUCAAAUACCCCAUUUGGAAACACUCAAUCAUGCGGACUGUUCCAAUCUGCUACACCUGCUUUUGGCCAGACUAUGCCAGCCUUUGGCCAGUCCACACCAACAUUUGGCAAAUCCACGGCAACAUUUGAAAUCUUUGGUAGAACCUUUGGUUCUUCAUCAAGUGGUGCAUUUGGAUCAUCAACUACAUCAGCAUUUGGGAGUAACUUAUAAUUUGGAUGUACUCCAUCUUCUUUUGUUGCUUCCAGUUUUUUGGAUGCUGCAUCAAUUCCAUCGUUUGGGCAGACCACCUUUGGACAACAUGCUCAGAACAUGAUAGUUAUGGUACCACCACCGGUUAGUAAUCCUUUUGGCCCACCAAUGUCUCAGAUGUCUAUUGUCCGGAGUGCAGGAUCUGCUCCACGUAUUCAGUAUGGAAUAUCUAGCAUGCCUGUUAAUGAAAAACCUCUUCAUGUAAAGACAACACCACUGCGGAGUGCAAGAUCUGCUCCACGUAUUCAAUAUGGAAUAUCUAGCAUGCCUACAACACCACUGUCCACUACACCUCGUAUAGCUCCAAGGCCAAGAAUCCCCAUGCAUUCACGAAGAUAUAAUCCUAAAAAGAAUACUCCCAAGGUAUCAUUUUUGGAUCAUAUUGAAGAAGCAACAAACAUUCCAGAUGCCAUGUUCUCCAUCCCUAGGGAAAAUCCCAGGGCAUUAUUUAUUCAACCGUCUGAACAAUCUUCUCCCUCUAUGGUGCUCAAGCCAGCUAUAAACUUUAAGGAAGUGGCUGUGCCUAUUAAUGAUCAUGGAACAAUGGGACAAGAUGGCAAUCUGACACGGUUAAUUGAAAAUGAUGCAUCUGCACAAGAACCUAAAAGUAUGUUUUUAAACCUUAAUAGAUAAAGUACAACUUUUUGUGAUCA